AUGACGCGGCAGGAGCUGGGGGAGCUGAGUAUGGAGCCGGGUCCUUUUAUAAAAGGCACCACGGGCCUCAGUGAGCCAUUCCCCAACCACCACAGCCGCCAGGAGGAACCCAUCACUCAGGCACCCAUGGCUUACGGACCUGUGGCUGAGGCACCCGUGGAUGAGGCACCCGUGGCUGAGGCACCUGUGGCUUACGGACCUGUGGCUGAGGCACCCGUGGCUGAGGCACCCGUGGCUGAGGCACCCGUGGCUGAGGCACCCGUAGCUAACCUGAAAGCCGCCAUUGUCAUGAUCAUCCACGUGUUUGCCCGCUACGCAGGGACACACAGCAGCGGGCGGAGCCUGAGCAAGGAGGAGCUGAGGGUGCUGCUGGAGAAGGAGCUCCCGGGCUUCCUGGAGAGCGGGGAGGACAAGGACGACGCCAUGGAGAAGGUGUUCAGGAGCCUGGACACCAACGAGGACGCCACAGUGAGCUUCCAGGAGUUCCUCCUGCUGGUGGCGGGGCUCCUGGCAGCCUGUCACAAGCACUUCCAGGAGGAGGGAGCCACCUGA
Molecule: messenger RNA, 552 nt
Organism: Myotis daubentonii (Daubenton's bat)
Lineage: Eukaryota; Metazoa; Chordata; Mammalia; Chiroptera; Vespertilionidae
Product: protein S100-P-like
Exons: 3
Coding region: 1-552 (183 amino acids)
Source: RefSeq, a predicted model, not a curated record